AUAGAAUUUAAGUCCUGUACUUAAAUUCAGUUAUCACGGUGCGCUGUACUAUUACAUUGGUUGGUUAUUAGUGAGUUUAAGAAAACUCAAAUUUCAUUGGUGGUUAGUGAACCAUACAAUUUGACGUCACGAUCCUUUUUUAAUUCGGGUCCAACAGGAGAGGCUGCUUUUAAAAUAACUUGUUGUUAUCAGAGGAAAAUUUUAUUCAACAAAAAAUUGUCAGGGAGUAUUUUAUGUUAUAUAAUAAUUUUUGAAAGGAAUUGUUAUAGCUGUACGCACAUUAACGAGGAUUCGUGCAAUAAAAGACAAUAUUGACGUUAAUUAUCCAAAAACAAGGAUACCUGUACAUGUGUAUGGCGACCACAUGGCUGAAAUCAAAAAACAAUUUUUUUUUUUUUUCUCUUUCAAAGUUAAUUUUAUGUAAUUUUCUUUAAGUGCCAACAGUUUGGUUUAGAUUUGAGUCUCUUUCCACAGGGAAAAAGUAAAUGUUUACUUUGAAACAAGGAUGCAUGUAACUGACCUAGUGAAGCACAUGGCGAGCACAUGGUUUAUUGAAUUUUCUUUCAAUGUUUUUUCGUUGCCGUUGCUAAUUUUCAAAUAUAAUAAAUGGUAAAUAAUGCUUCUUGGUAACAUGUUAGGACUACCAGAAUUAGCAAAAAUAUUCAAGUUAUCUGGCGAGUUGAAAUAACCUUUCGUGUGUUGGUUUGCGAACUUGAGCCAUGGCAAAAUAUUCAGUUCGUUGAUUGUGUCCAUUAUCAGGUGAAAGGAGAAUAUCAUCGCGGCUACACGCCCACAUUAAUGUGUUUUAAUACUUGAAUUUAUAAGACGCGUCCUGGUCCGCAUACUUAAUUUAGUUAUUGUUUAUUUACACACUUAAAUGGAAUGUACCCAUAAUGCUUUGUAUUGUUAUUAUAUAUGUAGUUCGUACCGAGUUCUAUCACUUAAAAGCUGAAGCCAACUUUAUACAUGGUGUCAGAUGUGGGAACGUGUGCAUUACAUUAGUCAUGUCAGCACAGCCCAGGCGGUCAGCCAGGAAAAGGAAAAAUUUGCCAAUAGUGGCUGCUGCAUCAGCAAGGAAAAAGGCUAACCAGAGAGUACCUGACACUAUGUCAGUAACUGCACCACAGUUGCCUACAGUUGAUACUGGUACACCAUUCAUAACCGUUACUAGUUCUACUGGUACAUACCCAAUGUUGUUUUCACAGACCGGGGCAGGCAUAUAUACCAGUGCAAGUACAGGGCCAGUCGAUUUGACAAGCACAGCUAAUACCCUUUUAUACUCAAGAGUACCACUACCAGACCAAAGAGUGUGCAACACUGUAACCAGUCAAGAUCCUCCAGAACAUUCCUUAGGUAAUACUAAUGGUGCCUCAAGUUUUACAAUGCCAUUUAGUACUUUUGAUCACCCUAUUCAGAUACCCAGCAUGCAUGCUAAUAUUGCUUUUAAUGUUUCUCAAAGUAUUAGAGAAAAAAUUCAGAAAAGUGAAUUUAUUGAUUUAGGCAUUUUGUUGAUUAACAAUACUCAGCAGGCUACACAAAAGCUUGUUUUUAGAGGGGGUGAAUUUAUUGUGCAAACAGAAAAUAUGCAAAACAAAAUUGGGUCUAUUGACCAAUGGACAUCAGCAUUUAUCAUUUUUGUUAGUGUAUAUUGUACUGUGCAUUCAGGUAGAUUACAAGAUUUACUUAAAUACAUGUCAGUUGUACGUUUGGGUGCAAAAAGAAAUCCUAAUAAUUUAGGUUGGAAGUUAUAUGAUGAACAAUUUAGGUUGCGCAAAACACUGGAUCCGGCAAGUUCAUGGGCUAUAGUAGAUCCAGAGCUUUGGUUAUUAUAUAUGGCUGAUAGUAUUGGCACACAAAAUUUGGAAGUAGUUUCUUCUGGUUACAAUACAUUUUCUGCUAAUAGAAAUGUGAAUAAAACGUCCAAGUGCUAUGCCUUUAAUUAUAACGGCAAAUGUUUCAAUUCAUUUUGUCAAUAUAGUCAUGCAUGUAUACAAUGUCAUGGUGUUCACUCAGUUAUAAACUGUCAUUUCACGCAAAAUAAUUUGCCUUCACAAAUAAGACCAAAUCAACAGCCAGAACAACCCCAGCAGGGAUACCAGAAGAUUUAAACAUAAAUUUCAUACUAUAAUUGGGUCCCUUAUAGUUAGUUCAGUUGCCCAAAGUACCUAAACAACACAUCAAAGAGGUGUAUUGUCCUUUAAUGAGUUCAGAAAAUUGUUUGGUUUAUAAAAUGUAUGGCCAAUACCUUUGUAUGAAUUGUGCAAUUUUAUAGCAUAUUUUCUAUUAAGUGUUAUUUAGCAGGGAUAAGUUUUUUCAGUAGAUUGAAUGUCUUGGGCGAUUUUACUCACAUUUAUUAUAAAAAAUGAUGGAGGGAGUUAACCGGUCAAGGCCAAAAUUAGGGAUUCAAGAUUGCCUAUUACCAAAGAAUUACUUCUAUUAAUAGUUAAAAUUCUAUUGUUUAUUUGUUCCUCCAGUUAUGCAGUUAAGUUGUUUAAACUAAAGGUUGUUUUAAGAUCCUCCAGUCCCAAAUUUCUAGUCGUACAUGUAGGUGCUAAUGAUUUAGGGAAUAUUAAAACUGAAGACCUAAGAGAAAAGUUGAUACAAGCUAUGACCUUUAUUUCAAAGGACUUGCCUGACACUAAAAUUGUGUGGUCCCAAAUGCUGCCUCGUUUAAACGGAGAUAUUCUAAAGUGUAGAUACAGCCUAUUACAGGGUUAAUAAGACAGUAGCUAACUAUAUAUUGGAAUCGGGUGGUUAUUGUUUAAUAUGCUAUCCAGACAUUUCUAGGACUGAAACAUGUAUAAAUCUGAUGGGGUGCAUUUGUCUGUCAUAGGAAAUAACAAUUUUUUUCAAGGUGGUCUUUAGUUUUUCAUGCAUAAAACCAAUGGUCAUGUUUUCCCCUCUACUGAUAUAUAAGUAUGAAAUAUGUUGUUUUGUUUUGUGUUUUUGUCUCAGUGAUAUAAAUAUAAUAUUGUUACCUAAGACAAACUUUGUAUAAUUGAUCUUGUGUGUAAAUUUUUACUGUAGAUAUAUACAGUUUUUUACGAUUUAUUGAGCAACUUUACUAGUAGUUACAUGUAACUUGAAAGCUUUCUUUGAUUUUUUUGUGGAUGUAUUUGGCUCACAGCUUGGCAGCGAACCUCCAUUAUAUGGCGGUUGACAAUGAAUCAUUAUUCUGUUUCACUGUCAAUCUGGCAUAAUUCGCUGCAUCAAAAAACAUUUUGUUUUAUGAAUAGGAUCAUUUACUACAGAUCUAGAUGAACAAUGUAAGGGUUCCGAUCCAUCACCUGUGUUCCCACGGUGAUUUCCAAAUUGUUUUAAUCCUAUCUUCAGUUACCAUUAUCUGUGGUAGUAAUUUAUAUAUAUAUAUAUAUGACAGUACGGUUGCCAUAAUCAGCAAUAUGCGGGUAACCUCAUUUUUCAGUUAUAUACAACAUGUAUAAAUUAUGAGAAUAAUAAUAUUAAAGGCUGUGGCCAAAUACUGCCAA
Mytilus trossulus (common blue mussel) is the source of this 3488-nucleotide messenger RNA. RefSeq lists its product as uncharacterized. The transcript is spliced from 2 exons. Lineage: Eukaryota; Metazoa; Mollusca; Bivalvia; Mytilida; Mytilidae. The record is from RefSeq and is a predicted model, not a curated record. The coding region runs from base 894 to 2108 and encodes 404 amino acids.